Cucurbita maxima (winter squash) is the source of this 716-nucleotide messenger RNA. Its product is annotated as leucine-rich repeat extensin-like protein 3. The record is from RefSeq and is a predicted model, not a curated record. The transcript has a single exon. Bases 95 to 523 code for a protein of 142 amino acids. Lineage: Eukaryota; Viridiplantae; Streptophyta; Magnoliopsida; Cucurbitales; Cucurbitaceae.
ACAACCCCCUUUCUCUCUCUUAAAAACUCCACAAAGUUUUAUACAGUUUCCAUGCACCCAAUUCCACCUCAACUCAUUUCCCACUCUCAAAAAAAUGCUUCCUUUCAAUUCUCUCCUCUUUCUCACCCUCCUCCUUCUAAUCUCACCCUCCUCCUCCUCCGCCGCCGUUCGCCGCCUCGACGACACCCCCGUCUCAGCCACCCCCGCCGACCCCACAGUCAAGUGCUCCCCAUGUGAACAAAACCCCCCAUCUCCUCCUCCUCCACCGGUCUACCCCUCCCCUCCGCCGCCCUCUCCUCCACCGCCGGACGUUGUCGUCUACUACUCUCCCCCUCCCCCUAAGAAGGAUCACAAGAACAACGACUGCCCACCGCCGCCGUCUCCCAACUUCAUGUACAUAACCGGCCCUCCCGGCGACCUCUACCCCAUCGACCAGAAUUAUAACGCUGCCGCCCGGAGACUCGUCUCCGCCGCAGCCUCCGCCGUGAUUGGGUUGGCUGUUGCUGGGGUUCUGAUGAUAUAAAGGGAGGGAGAUGGAUCGAAUUUCUCGUGAAGGUAAAAACUAAUUAUAAUCCUCUCUACGAGAUUUUCCGAUUUGGGAUUGUUUUUGAAUUUUUAUGGAUUUUCUUGUCUAAUAACACUGUAAUUUGUACUAAAUAUUGAAUUGUCCAGAAAUUUGUGGUCAGAAAAGAAAAUAUAUGUGUUUUUUUAGUAUA